CAAACAUUAACCGACACCGUAUGCGUCUAAGCCCGAACUUAACCUCCACCCUUCUCUUCUCUGUGCGCGCUUAGUUCUUGGUUGCCCCGGAUCUCGACCACUUCCUUCACCAUUACUCUCAAAUUCCCAAGUCCUAAUGAAUUUCUUCAAAUCCGUAUUUGCUGACGAACCAGAUUCUCCGAAAUACGAAUCCAAAUCCUCCUUUAAUCAACCACAAGCGGACUCAGAUCCCAAUUCGCCCCCUAAACAGCAAAAUCCUAACCCUAACGAUGCUGGCAGCAGCAGUGGAGAUGAUGGAUGGAGCUUCGGGGGUCUCAUUAAAAACCUAACUUUCAAAUCCGAAUCCGUCAUCGAAAUCUACCGCCGGGAUCUGCAGGAGUUUGGGUCGGGUCUGAAGAAGGAAAUUGAGGUGGCUCAUGGAUCUCUAGAGACCGUAGGGCACGCCAUUGACGAACUUGGAAGUUCCGUGUUGAAAAAUACGGCGCAGAUAAUUUCCCAGGGCAAACAGGCAAUCCUCGCCGCCGAUCUCGAAUCCGAUUCAUCUGAUAGUAAUAACGAGAGGAGUAUUACUGGUCAGCAGAGCUUGAAUUCAAAACCAUAUAGUCGUUUUGAUGCUCAGGUACGGGCGAUUCAAGGCGAUGCGAGCACGUACUGUGAGGAGCCAGAGGAUUUGGAUGACUAUAAUAAAUGGAAAUUAGGGUUUUCAUUGGCUGAGAAGAGAGAGGAAUUUGAGAGCUUGCUUGAGGAGAAUGCUGCUGUGGAGAGUAUAUACAAAAGGGUUGUGCCAAAUAGUGUUGAUGAGGAGACAUUUUGGUGUAGAUACUAUUUUAAGCUUUACAAGCUCAAGCAAGCUGAAGAUGUGAGGGCUAAUCUUGUGAAGAGAGCAAUUUCGUCAGAAGAGGAGGACUUGAGUUGGGAUGUUGACGAUGAUGAAGAGGAGGAGAAGGAAGAUGAGACCAAUGGCACUUUGAAGGUCAAUUUGAAGGAAAAUCAUGAUUUGGGUAACAAAGAUUCUUUAAACAUUACAAAAGAUGAGGAGAUGCGUCAUAAAGAGUCUGAGCAAAUUGUGAAGUGUGAUGAAAUUAGUAAGCAGGGCAGUGGAGACACGGAACAAACUGUGAAGGUGAAGGACACAGAAGUCUCUGUUGUGGAAUCAGAGAAAGUGCAAGUAACCAUUGGUGGUGACAAUGUAGCCAGUGAGAAAGUUGAUUUGGGGAAGAGUGAAGUAGAGACAGUAUCAAGAUCUGAUGAGAAAGGAGGAUCAGAAGGGAAGGGUGAUAAUGGAGAUUCUUCUAAAGAUAGUGAUGUUUCUAUUAUAUCCAGCCAUCCAUCAGUGCCAGAGGAGGAAGUUAUUGGGUGGGAUGAGAUUGAGGAUCUGAGCUGCAUUGAUGAGAAGAAAGAGUGUCACAGUGCAAGUCCAAACAAGAUUGAUUUGAGGAAACGGUUGAGUGCUGCAGAAGAAGAGGAGGAUUUAAGUUGGGAUAUCGAAGAUGAUGAUGAUGAACCAGUAAAAGCUUGAAACAAUUGUUUUUUCCUUUUAAGUUUCAGAUUUGCUGCAUUGUCUGGUUACCUCCAUAUUUGUUUAUCUAAAGUGUUAAAUACAGCAAGGAGGAUUUUUUUUUCCUUUUUGGGUUAAUUUGUAUCUUGAAAGUUCCAAUAUCGUCUGCAGUUAUGUUACUUGAGUUGAAAAAAAUCUAUAUUGAGUAUUUGGAUAA
Molecule: messenger RNA, 1715 nt
Organism: Manihot esculenta (cassava)
Lineage: Eukaryota; Viridiplantae; Streptophyta; Magnoliopsida; Malpighiales; Euphorbiaceae
Product: BSD domain-containing protein 1
Exons: 1
Coding region: 137-1519 (460 amino acids)
Cellular component (GO): cytoplasm
Source: RefSeq, a predicted model, not a curated record